Messenger RNA from Sycon ciliatum, 1922 nucleotides. Its product is annotated as N-alpha-acetyltransferase 40-like. Lineage: Eukaryota; Metazoa; Porifera; Calcarea; Leucosolenida; Sycettidae. The transcript is spliced from 11 exons. The record is from RefSeq and is a predicted model, not a curated record. Gene Ontology annotation, molecular function: histone H4 acetyltransferase activity; protein N-terminal-serine acetyltransferase activity; histone H2A acetyltransferase activity. Bases 271 to 990 code for a protein of 239 amino acids. Gene Ontology annotation, cellular component: nucleus.
AUUUGGGCUAUGACUAAUGCCCAUGUGUGUUCUUUGCUGCACAUGUACGUAGACUCUAUACCUGAGAGCUGAGAGUUUGGGCCAAGUAACGUUUGUUGAGGUUUAUCGACGUCGGGUGGUCUCCUUGGCACUGGAAGUGCAUUCGUGAGGCCCAGUACUGUUUGGCAUCUAAAAUUGGCGAUCAUAAAUCGCCGGAAGAAUUCGCUACAACCCGCAAGUAACCCUUCUUCGUUCAUUUUUGCUUUGCCGUCCUUUGCAUUCACUACCACGAUGCCGAAAAAGUCAGGCAAAGGCAAGGAGAAGAAGAUGAAGCGAAAGGAGGAGGCGGCCAAGGUUGCUGUGGCUAUGGCAGCCGUGACCAAGGCUAACCAGAUAGAGAAGCCAAUGGAGAGCUUGGUGGCUUUCUCCUCCUUCAAUCGAAAUGGAGUAAAUGUCUCAGUGGAGUGUCUCCGUAGUACAGCCAUGAGUGCUGAGGACAAGGACUGGGCGUACACACUGACACGCGACAACAUGAAGGACACGUACGUAUCCUGCGGCUGGGGCUGGAAUGAUCACGACAAGAGAGACGAGAUCUUCGACGAGCGCGCCUGGUUCAUCAUUGCACGUUCAGCUGAGGACAACGCACCAUUGGGUUUGGUAAACUUCCGAUUCGACAUCGACGAGCAAGUUGAGGUGCUAUAUGUGUACGAGAUCCAGUUGGAAAGGAGUGUUCGGCGGAAGGGGCUUGGCCGCUUCAUGAUGCAGCUAACUCAGCUCAUUGCUGCAAAGGCAUCAAUGGCCAAAGUUGUAGCCACCGUCUUCAAAGAGAACAUGGCAUCAAUGAAGUUCUUCCUACAAGUACUCAAGUUUGAUUACGACGACACAUCGCCGUGCGUGUGUGACCCUGGCAACGGUGAGGACUACGCACACGAGAUUGUCAGCAAACGACUGCGUCCCGUGCAGGCCGCUGUUGCUGUGGUGCCGGCCGCUAGCGCUGCUGCCGUGGCCUAGUCGGCACGGUAACCACCACUCUGCCGGCCGCUGGUCUCCAUGGUGGAGUAUGGAUUUAUGUCUCCUCUUGCCUGCCUUUGGUCUCCAUGGUAACGGCUGAGCGUGGAGUUAACUCGGCUCUUGCCUGCAUUCGAUAGGGGUUGAGCGUGGAUUUCUCUCUGCUCCCCUUUCCUGAGGUACGAGAUGGUAUCGUGAAGAGAUGUGCCUAGUCACGAUUGAAGUCACCUUGCCGAUUUCAUUGUCAAUGAACUGUGUGGGAUUCACCGCCGCCUUAGUGCAAGCUGCAGUAUCAACGACAACCUACCGGUGGAGAUCGCCAGGCUGGUGGUUUAGGCAGUCCAUGGCGUCGUCGUCCCUGUCGAUAACCCUCUCCUUGAGCCAAUGUGUUUGUCAUCGUGCAUGUCGGCCAGCUCUGUAUUGUCGUGUACCGCCGAUACAUGUACUCCGCGUCUCCGCUAUAUGAACGUGUUGCCAGUUUCAGCACAGGAUUGGUUGGCUUCACCUGAGCUCACUGCCGUCGCCAUUGUCGUCAUGGCCGUUCCCCGGUAAUUUGAGCGGGCGUGCCUCGCGUACCUUCCAGUUUGUUGCCGGUACGUCAACGUUACAUUUUUGAACCCGUCGCUUCGUUCUCGGACUCGGUUUGUCGCAGCUCAUUGCUUGAAGACAAUCGAUCACUGCCCACGCUUCACAAAAUGUGUGGACAUGUCCAACUUUUCGCUGCCAGUAGAUACAGCCUACAUGUAGACAGGUAGUUGUUUGAAAUUGAACCGAGUACAACGGUACGGAAUAGUGGUAAUAGUAGUAGUGUGGGGAACAACCAACCUUUUUUUCUCCUUUUUUUAGUUUUUUUUUACCAGAGUAUGAUAGAUUUCUCUUUUACCUGUCUAAAAUGAUUUGCCAAGCUUUUCAAGAUUUUUACGUACCCGUUCCUU